Molecule: messenger RNA, 2025 nt
Organism: Plasmodium coatneyi
Lineage: Eukaryota; Apicomplexa; Aconoidasida; Haemosporida; Plasmodiidae
Product: DNA-directed RNA polymerase
Exons: 1
Coding region: 1-2025 (674 amino acids)
Biological process (GO): mitochondrial transcription
Cellular component (GO): mitochondrial DNA-directed RNA polymerase complex
Molecular function (GO): DNA binding; DNA-directed RNA polymerase activity
Source: RefSeq, a predicted model, not a curated record
AUGAAAUUGAAGGCACUGGCGUCACACUUUAUCCCCCGCUUCGCACAGUUAAGUAAAAAGAACACCGCCCAUUACGUAAGAAGCGCAAACCGACAGACGGGGCACUGUUGGGAAAGCAGGGCAUUUAUAUCGUCCAAGGUGCUCAUAUCGAGGGAGGAGGACCCUGCUUCGAUUAAGCAGAUCAGUAGCAAUGACGAAAAUGUAACUUUGGGAGGUGAUUCUACGCAAUGUGUGGUGGAGCAGUUACCCCGAGCAGAUCCACAAACGCAGCACACAAUUCAUGAGGAGACACCCCCGUUGCGACCCGAUGGAGGGACGAAGAACCUAGACGAACAGGUCCUGAAGGAGCUACACAACCUAAUAAGGUCGAUCCAAAAACUGGACAAAAGGAAGAAGCAACAAAUUGUAAACUACAUAAAUACGUUAAAUAAAAAAUAUUUGCAAAAUGUAGAAGAAGACAUAGUGACGUUUUUUGAAAACCUGGACCAGUACAUGGCAGCGAAUGGUCUCCUCAUGUGUGACCUUGGGGGGGAAGAGGUCCUGAGUCAUAUCGAGGGGGUGCAUAUAAAUCUUGGAGAGGACUCCAACAUGGGGUCAGGCACCGACGUGAACAGCCUCUUCGAUGUGAACAGCCGCUUCGAUGUGAACAACCUCUUCGAUGUGAACUACAUCAGGAAGGCGAAAAAGGAGUUAUACGGGGAGCACAUAUACCCAAUCAUCCAGGACGUAGGGGAUCGGCACAUCAUAAGGAGGAACGAACUGCCAAACGGGUUACUAAGCACGCCGCCUAAUGAAGAAGCCACCUCUACAACAACUAGGAGGGACCCCCCCGAGGAGGACAUCGUAAAUGUGCGAAGGCAAAUGCUGAUAGAGCGGUCCUCUUACCAGAAGGCCAUCGAAGAAGCGGAAGAAUUCGUUUCGAAUCUCCACGAUCUGAAGAAAAUAACGGAAAUUAGGGGGCUGUGCAAAAUAUACCUAAGCUGGGUGAACGAGUUGGAACGAAGGAUUGCAAACUACAGGCAGAAGCAACGGCGUCAAGGAGGAGCAACUGGUACCGAUGAAGGGAACACCGCCGAAACCAGUAGUGUAGCCUCGUUUAGCGAAACUGGGAGGAGGGGGCUACCCGAACUGGUGGAAGAUAAACUGUUAGCGAUCAUCACCGUGAAGUGGACCAUUCAGUAUACUUUCAAUCCACAUAAAAAAAAAUACGCCAACAGUGUUACCACGCAAUCGAAGAACUUCGAGCAGGGAUAUGCAUACCAGUCGUUGUUCACGCACAUCGCUAUAAAGAUCGGACAGGAAAUAAACAAUGAGAUGAAUUUUCAGCAACUCGAGAAGAACAACCUCCUAUACCGCUACGUCAAGAGGAACAAAGCGAAUGCAUCCUUCUCCCAUUUUCAGAAGUAUAGGAUUCUUUGCGAUAUCAGGAAGAAGCUGCAAGGUGGACACCCAAGAAAUGAAGAAGUCAUCGCAGGGGAAGCUGAUGGAGAGGCCUCUACAACAGUCACUACAGAAUGCACCCCCGAGGGUAGCCCGAAUGACGACUUCCAACUGGUCCAGUGGAACUCGCAGAAGAAAGCCGCAAUCGGUGGACUCCUCCUGAAAAUGCUCAUGGAUAGUGCAAAAAUGGAUGUCGACCUGAGCACCGCCAAGGAGGAACACCGAAAUGAGUACAGGUACUACCUCUUGUUGCAUAAAAUGGCCAAGGGGAAUGGGGAGAAGCUUCACGCGGAUUGCAAAUAUGAGAAAGAGCUGAACUACGAGAAGUACUAUGAGGAGGAGUCCAACUCGCUGGACUUUGUGGUCCUCGAGCGGGGCAAGGGAAGGGGCGCCGAGGAGGGAACAACAGAUAGGGGGAAGCGUAGGGGAAAAAAAAAGGGAAAAAAUAAUCCAAAGGAGAAGGAGAAGGAAAAACGUAACGAUGAUGGUGACGGUGGUGAUAACAUCGCUAAAAUUGGUGACACCCCCGGGGGACCCCCCGAAUGCGCGAAAACAACUUCUGCAAACGACAAAAGGAGAAGCUGA